CAUAGAGAUACAUAUAUAUAAAUAAACAGGAAAAUAGUCAGUUAUUAGAGUGUGUAUAAAUAUAUCAGCCUAUUUGGAUUGCGAAUGAUAAUAGCAGUUUACGUCUUCCAGCUACUACAUGCACUUGCAUUUACAAUGAUGUGGAUAAUAAUAGCGAGUGUUUGUCUACUGUUUGGUGUCUCGCUGCACUGGAUCUACAGAAACCACCGUAUGAUGAAAUUGUCUAGACAAAUCCCCGGCCCGCCGGUCUUUCCCGUCGUUGGAAACGCCUUUAAAUUCAUGGUCCGGCCUCAAGAUUUCAUAAGGGCUAUAGGUGAUCUUAUUAAAGAGUAUGGAGACGUGUUUAGAAUCUGGCUUGGAUCAGACUUAAAUAUAAUUGUGAGUAAUCCGGAUGACGUCAAGCUUCUACUUACAAACAAUAAGUUAAGUGUGAAAGGACCUCAGUACAAAUUUAUGGCAGAUGUUAUAGGCGGAGGAAUACUCAGUGGAUCAGGUACCCCGUGGAAGAAACAUCGUAAAAUAGCAGCACCAAACUACAGCAAACUGGCAAUCGAAAAUUAUACCGACAUUUUUAACCACGAGAUCGACUUUCUGCUUCAAAAAUACACGGAAACGCCUAAAGGACAACAAAUAGAUAUUUAUAAGCACAUCGUUCAGACUACUAGCUAUAUUGUCUGCCAGACGCUCAUGGGUGUAUCUAGAAAAGAAAUGUUGGAGUUACCACACUUGCAAUACCUUAUAGAUAAGUCACCUAGAAUGUAUGAUAUCGUAUUUGAUAGAAUGACAAAAUGGUAUCUUCAAUUAGAUCUGGUGUUCCGGCUCACAAAAUACCACAAACAGCUGAAGAAAUUCUUGAAAUAUUUAUUAGAAUUUAGUAAUGCUAUUCUAGCAUAUCGAAUGGAUAAACUAAAUCGUUGGGAACAAAGUGAAAGAGAUCUCAUAAAUUCUGAAGAUGAUUCCAAAAGUAAUGCGCAGCUUAGCGUUAUAGAUAGAUUUCUACUGUCACAAGAGCUUGAUUCGACUGAAUUGAUAGAAGAAACUUUUACCAUUUUCACAUCGAGUCAAGAAGCUACGGCGAAAAUAGCAUCGACUGUGCUAUUGAUGAUGGCUUAUCAUCCUGAAUGUCAGGAAAGGCUUUAUAAAGAAAUUGUAAGCGUAGUAGGUAACAAAGAUGUACCAGUCACAAACGAAGACAUUAAACAAAUGCAGUAUUUAGAUAUGGUAUUCAAAGAGGUUAUCAGACUGUUUCCCAUAGCGGGUCUGUUGCAAAGGACUGUUACUGAAGAUAUCGCUAUUAGUACAUGCACAAUACCGGCAGGCGCAUCGCUCGUCGUGCCAAUGUAUCAUAUACACCGUGACCCAAGACAUUGGCCAAAACCAGACGCCUUCGACCCUGAACGAUUCAAUCCUGAGAAUAUGCAAACACGUAACCCAUACAGCUAUAUUCCAUUUAGCUUAGGACCUAUGGAUUGUCUAGGCAGGCACUUUGCGACAAAACUUGUGAAGAGCAUAGUAAUAAGAUUUAUGCUCAAUUAUAAACUUACAACGAUUCAUAAAUAUGAAGAUCUUCGAAUUAUGAUUGCAAUAUCAGCUACGACAAUGGAUGGUUUUCCUGCUACGUUAACGCGAAGAUGUACCUAAUUACCUAUACAUAUAAUAUAUAAAUUAAGUCAAUAUUACUUUGCAAAUUUUCGAAAUACAUUGUACUUAACUUAAUAAUUUUAAUCUACGACUAAUAAAUAUCCUAAGAAAAA
Molecule: messenger RNA, 1754 nt
Organism: Bicyclus anynana (squinting bush brown)
Lineage: Eukaryota; Metazoa; Arthropoda; Insecta; Lepidoptera; Nymphalidae
Gene: CYP367A1
Product: cytochrome P450 4C1
Exons: 11
Coding region: 85-1641 (518 amino acids)
Molecular function (GO): iron ion binding; oxidoreductase activity, acting on paired donors, with incorporation or reduction of molecular oxygen; heme binding
Source: RefSeq, a predicted model, not a curated record